Messenger RNA from Diabrotica balteata, 1746 nucleotides. The record is from the annotation of a GenBank genome assembly. Lineage: Eukaryota; Metazoa; Arthropoda; Insecta; Coleoptera; Chrysomelidae.
AUGCCAAUUAAUGAAGACCUGAAGAGAAGAUUGUUGGCAGUUGAAAUAAAUUAUUUGAGAAGAAGUGCUAGAACAUCAAGGCAGGAAAGGAAGACCAACGAAUCUAUAAGAAAUACCAUGAAUGCUACAGAAAUGGUCAUUGACAUAAUAGAAAGAAGAGGUUCAAAAUGGUUUGGACACCUAUUGAGAAUACCUGACGAAGGCUGGUCCCAAAAACCUCACAAAUGGAAGCCCCAUGGAAGAAAUAAAAGAGAUGCCAAUUCCAUAAUGGAGGAGGAAUCUGAAGCUGAUGAAAAAAAUAAAAAAUAUACAAUUAUAGUGUCUGGUCUCGUUAUACACUUUCUUCUCCUUCUCGCAGUGUUUGACGUGUAUUUUGCCAGUCCCCUAGACAAUGGAAUGUCACCGAUUAGAAGUACCUCUAAUCCGCCGGCUAAGAGAUUAGUGUUGUUUGUUGCAGAUGGAUUGAGAGCAGAAGCUAUUUUUGGUGAAGAAAAAGAAGAACUGAUUCCUUUUUUGACAGAUAAGUUAAAAAAUGUAGGGAGCUGGGGUGUUGCACACACAAGGGUACCGACAGAGUCCAGACCAGGUCAUGUGGCUAUGUUAGCUGGAAUAUAUGAAGAUCCUAGUGCUAUUUUAAAGGGUUGGAAAUCUAAUCCUGUUAAUUUUGAUUCUGUGAUUAACCAAAGUACUAAUGCUUGGGCUUGGGGAAGUCCUGAUAUAGUUAAAAUAUUCAAUAAAGACAAAUUAUCUAAAAUACACAUAUCUUCUUAUGAUGCACAAAUAGAAGAUUUUGGCAAACAGGAUACGGGUAUAUUAGAUACUUGGGUAUUCCAAAAAGUUGAUGUUUUUUUGAAGAACGAAGUAAAAAGUUGCACAGAAAACUGUGAUCAAUAUUUUACAAACGGUAACACAUUUUUUCUGCAUUUACUGGGAAUUGAUACUGCUGGACAUGGCUACAAACCACAUUCCAAAGAAUAUAAAGAUAACAUUAGAUUAGUUGAUAGGAAUAUUGCAAUUAUUACGGAAUUAUUUAAUAACCUUUACCAAGAUGGUUUGACGGCUUUUGUCUUUACUGCUGAUCAUGGAAUGACAGAUUGGGGAUCUCAUGGUGCUGGAACUGACCAUGAAACUGAAGUACCUGUCAUAGCAUGGGGAGCAGGAAUUGAGAAAAACCACAAACGACAAGACAUUAAUCAAAUUGAUUUAGCUCCUAUGUUAGCAUCACUUAUUGGAAUACACAUUCCUAUAAACUCCUUAGGAAUUUUACCAGUAAAUUAUAUUAAUUCUAGUCAAGAAAAUAAAGCACAAAUGAUGAAGUCAAAUGUAUUAGAGUUGUUAGAAAUAUAUAAUCGAAAAAAAUUGAGAACAAAAAGUGGUGCUUUAUUGUAUAUCCCUUUUAAAUUCGACGAAUUUAUAAAUGAAAAGUUACAGCAACUGCAAAGUCUUAAUACUGAAUCCCAAACUGACUAUCUUAUUUUUGAGUGUCAAAAUCUUAUCAAGUAUUUGGACAAACAACUCCAAAAAUGUCAACCCCAAGGAGGAGCGAUUCUUCAACAGGACUCUGCUCCCUGUUACAAAUCAAAGGAAAUUAUGGCAUUUUUUAAAAAUAAGAUGAUUAAUGUUUUAGAUUGGCCCGGUAAUUCGCCCGACCUCAACCCCAUUGAAAAUGUAUGGGCCAUUUGCAAAGCUAGACUGCGAAAAAUCGACUGUACCACUAAAACAAAAAUGAUAGAAGCGGCCAUUUAG